GCUUCUCUCUUAACCCGUCGUGUCGUCGGCAGGUCUCUGCAGUGGCGUGGCUCACCUGCCGCUUGCUUUGACUGGAGUGCGGAACAGUGCUCGUGAGUGCUGGAUGGGUUGCAUGAAGCCCACGUUUCCAAGACCGUGGAUAGUGUGGCUUGUUGGGCCGCGGGCUGACCGACGCUGCGAUCGACGCGGACAAUGCUCUUGGCGACCGCUAUCAUUGCCUCUGGCGACUCGACCGCCACUCAGCUGGCCCCGCCUCCCGCAACGGAAACUUGGUACGUCGUACUGCAUGCGGUUUUUAUGUGUGGCUCACUAUGGCGUAGCUCUAGCUAACGUCUUGGAUUCUAUUCCGUAUUGGACCAGCAGUACAAGAGCCCGCGAGCGGCGCUGCUUACUAGACGACUACUUCAUGCCGCCACUCCGGCGAUUCCUCUUCUUCAAGUCGUUGGCUUCACGUCGACGACCUCGGUGCCUUCACAGGCCCGAGAACGCUUCAGCAUUGGCGAGGACGACCAUCCCGCCUCUGCUAAGCGAGGGGUUUGGUGAUUUACGCGCCACCUCUGUCAUUGGGUACAUUUACCCCAAAUUUUUCGCACCGCGAGGGUGACUUCGGUCCCUUUCUUGAGACUUCGGUCUCUAUCUUCUGAGGCCUCGUGCCUCAGCCAGUCGUCGGGACUUCGUGUGUCUUCCCAUCGGACUUCGCGUCUAUUGGGUUGCCUCGUCUUUCGAGGCUGCAGGGACUUCGUCUUUCUUUCCAUUGCCCUUGGGCACGUUACUGUUCCGUGGAGUCCUAGAUCUUCAUUGGCGGGAGUUCAAUCCAGCAUUAUGUAUCCCUUAUGUCGCGUUUUGUGUCAAUUGUAUCGUUUGCGUUGAG
This is a messenger RNA of Coniophora puteana RWD-64-598 SS2, 871 nucleotides long. RefSeq lists its product as uncharacterized. The transcript is spliced from 2 exons. NCBI's taxonomy places the organism in Eukaryota, Fungi, Basidiomycota, Agaricomycetes, Boletales, Coniophoraceae. The coding region runs from base 287 to 604 and encodes 105 amino acids. The record is from RefSeq and is a predicted model, not a curated record.